AUGUAUUUCGACGAUAUUUUAGUUAUUUUGGGUGAAUUUGGACGAUAUCAAAAAAUUCAAUUCGUUUUGGUAUGCUUGGUAGCCAUACCGUCAUCGUAUUUCCUACAAGCUAAUACGUUUAUGAGCGCGUCUUCCGAUCAUUACUGUAAAGUUUACGACAACCAGAAAUUCCAUGACACAUCUCCGUUGAAAAACUGUACGAUUCCAUACGAUGCUGAGGACGAAGCGUGGGACUCGUGCAGUCGAUAUGACGUCAACGUUUCGAUGGGUAUAUCACCCGAACUGUGUUCACAGAAUUCUGGUACACUUGAAUGUGAUAAUGGAUGGGUAUAUGAUACAUCGGUAUACGAAAACACCGUGGUACACGAGUUUGACUUGGUAUGUGAGAAAGAUUGGAUGAAGCAAUUAUCGAAAUCCAUUGUGCCCCUUGGCAAUCUAGUUGGUGGUAUCGUAAUAGGACAGCUGUCUGAUAUAUUUGGUAGGAAACCUAUGUUUAUUUUUACCCUGAUGACAUCAAUCGUUGUUGGCGUAAUCGCAGCCUUCUCUCCUAGUUAUCCUUUCUUUAUUAUAUGUCAAUUUCUACUUGGUGUCGUUUCUAUUGCUGUCUUUCUCGUAGCAUUCGUCAUCGUGGUAGAGUUGGUUGGCACCUCAUACAGAACUGACUGUAGCAUCUGUACGAUGUUGUUUGCUGCCUCUGGGCUGAUCGUAUUGGGAGUUUGUGCUGCGCUGACGGAUGGUAACUGGAGACAAAUUCAGUUGAUUGGUGGUCUGCUCUCUGUGUUUUUCAUUCCUUAUAUUUGGUUGGUACCAGAGUCUGUCAGAUGGUUGAUUCAAAAAGAGAAGUAUGACAAGGCAGAGAGAAUUUUAAACAAAGCUGCGAAAACGAACAAAGUGUCCUUACCAGAAGAUAUGUUCAAGGAAGAACGGGAAAUGGCGGCAAAAGCAAAAGAGGGCAAUGCAGAUAAGAUUUCAAUAGAUCUACACCAAGUAAAGAAAGACACAAUGCUGGAUUUAUUCAAAACUCCAAACCUGCGAAAUCGAACUAUUAACAUAUGUUUUAACUGGUUCGCCAACAGCUUUGUAUACUAUGGAAUAGCCUUGAAUACUGAUCAACUGGGAACAAAUCCAUACAUAACAUACCUCGUGUACAGUGCAGUGGAAUUCCCGUCAUACCUCUUGUGCUGGUAUUUACUUGAUAAAGUCGGUCGUCGAUGGUUGUUGUGUUCAUAUAUGGUGUUCGGAGGGAUAGCUCUGAUCAUCAGUGUUCCGCCAGAUAACGUUAAUAUCGCCACUACAUUUGCAAUGAUUGGUAAAUUUUUCAUCGCUGGAUCCUUUGCUAUUGUGUACGUCUUCUCGGCAGAGCUGUACCCAACAACAGUCAGGAAUGCCGGUAUGGGACUUGCAUCUACAUGGGCACGUGUUGGUAGCAUGGUAUCACCGUACGUCAUGUUACUAAUCGAUGUGUGGUACCCAAUGCCGUAUCUGAUGAUGGGAAUUACGUCAAUAAUGGCAGGUCUACUCGCUCUUUUACUACCAGAAACGUUGAAGAAAAACCUGCCGGAAACGUUAGAAGAAGGAGAAUUGUUUGGAACAAAAUAUUACCAGAAAGAAGAAAAAGAAAAUCUAAGUAAACAAACAGUUGAAAUGGAAAUACAAUGUGAUCUGGAUCAAACUGAAGAUAAUGCUGACCACACGCCUGUCGACAACGAUGGUUUUGUUAAUAAGGCCUUUAGAG
This is a messenger RNA of Saccoglossus kowalevskii, 1735 nucleotides long. Its product is annotated as organic cation transporter protein-like. NCBI's taxonomy places the organism in Eukaryota, Metazoa, Hemichordata, Enteropneusta, Harrimaniidae. The record is from RefSeq and is a predicted model, not a curated record. Gene Ontology annotation, biological process: transmembrane transport. Gene Ontology annotation, molecular function: transmembrane transporter activity. Gene Ontology annotation, cellular component: membrane.